GAUGAGGCGUGUUGUAGGCGCAAAGAUGAAGCUAGUAUUGGUGGUCCAUUGGUCCUACUUUCGGUUUGGUUGUGGGAACAUUUCUCAGUUGGACGACCGAGAGUGAUUGGUCACGACGCCUGGGACGAUCAUGACAAUCCGCUACGGAAGCCUACAUGGGCGUACAAGUGGGAUGAGGUUUCGGAGUUCACUGGUGACCCAAACAGGAUGUACAGGGAGUACACCAAUGAGUUUGACACGCUAACCUCUGAGCAGGUGACAUGGCAGCCAUAUGGACCGCGGGACAAUUUUGCUUUCAUCCCUGAUUUCCAGUUGAACCCGAAGUGCACGGAGGAAUCACAUCUUUGGCUGAUGCGGUGCCCAUUGAUAUGCUUAUAUGCAGUCGAGUUCCACCUUCCACAACGUGUGAUGACCCAAUUUGGGUUAUUUCAGGAUACACCGCCGAAGUGGAAGGACACAGGUGUCGCGCUUCACGGCUUGGACAAAAUGAAGCAGAAGAAGAUCAAGAACUGGGAGUCAUAUCAUGACAAGUUCAUCAAGAAAUGGAAUUACGUCGUGAGGGUGGCUAAUGAUAACCGACAAGUACAUCUCCAAGAGUACGAUGAAGCUGCAUUUGACAAAUAUCUUCGUUGGUUUCUUAGCGAGUCCCGUGUUGAGUUAUGCCCGUCUGCUUAUGAGGAGGGCAUAUUGGAGGCGCCCACAGGUUUUGAAGGGACUGCCAACCUUGAGUACAACAGGCUCAUCAGAGAGGGCAGACAAACCGGAUUCGCUCCUGUGAUCAACUUUAUUGUAAGUUUUGUCCCUUUCAACGUAUCAACAUAA
This is a messenger RNA of Triticum aestivum (bread wheat), 822 nucleotides long. Its product is annotated as serine/threonine-protein phosphatase 7 long form homolog. The coding region runs from base 208 to 822 and encodes 204 amino acids. NCBI's taxonomy places the organism in Eukaryota, Viridiplantae, Streptophyta, Magnoliopsida, Poales, Poaceae. The record is from RefSeq and is a predicted model, not a curated record. The transcript has 3 exons. Gene Ontology annotation, biological process: meristem development; meristem maintenance.